This is a messenger RNA of Mercurialis annua (annual mercury), 2177 nucleotides long. Its product is annotated as protein ALP1-like. Bases 283 to 2094 code for a protein of 603 amino acids. Gene Ontology annotation, molecular function: sequence-specific DNA binding. The record is from RefSeq and is a predicted model, not a curated record. NCBI's taxonomy places the organism in Eukaryota, Viridiplantae, Streptophyta, Magnoliopsida, Malpighiales, Euphorbiaceae. The transcript is spliced from 3 exons.
AAAAAUAAACACAAAGAAAGAAACAAAACCCGUAAUAUAUAACAUAAGCUUGUCUGCAUUACUUCUCUUUUCUUUAGCAACAAAUAACCAUGAAAAAAUUAAUUCUUUAUCAAAUCUUCAAACCCAAAUUUACUAAUAAUUUUGUUUUGCAUGUUAUGUUUUGAAUGAAAACAUAAAAACCAUUCAAAACAUAAAUUUUUAGCAGUUUAGCACCCAAAAACGAUAAAAACUCAAAUAUUUUACACUGUUAUCUCUGAUUCUCUGUACUGUUUGAUAUUUGAAAUGGGGCCCAAUAGUGGUACUUUCAAGAGGAAGAAGAAAGCAGAGAAAAAAGUUGACCCGAAUGUGUUGGCUGCUGCUUCUUUGAAAUUUAAACUUCCCCAAGUUGUAGACUCCACUGAUUGGUGGGAGAGUUUCUCGUCAAGGAUUGCUGGGCCUCUGUCUGGAUCAAACUUAAAGAAAUUUGAAUCUAUUUUCAAAAUCUCGAGAAAGACGUUCAACUAUAUAUGUUAUCUCGUGACUGAUGAAUUGAGGGCGAGGAAUUGUAACUUGACUGGUUCAAAUGGGAGGUCGUUAUCUUUAAAUGACCAAGUAGCAAUUGCUCUUAGGAGACUUGUCUCUGGUGAAUCAUUGUCAAGUGUUGGUGAUUCAUUUGGCGUCAACCAAUCAACUGUCUCUCAUAUAACCUGGCGGUUUGUGGAAGCAAUGGAAGAAAGAGGGGUGCACCAUCUUCGUUGGCCCUCCACCGAAGCAGAAAUGGCAGCAAUAAAGUCAAAGUUUGAGAAGUUACAUGGCCUACCUAAUUGCUGUGGUGUGAUUGAAGCCACACACAUUGUCAUGACCCUGCCAGCUGUGGACCAUUCAAAUGAUGUCUGGAUUGAUCAGGAGAAGAAUCACAGCAUGGUGUUGCAGGCAAUAGUGGACCCCGACAUGAGAUUCCGCGAUGUAAUUGUUGGCUACCCAGGUAGUUUAAGUGACGCUCUUGUGCUACAAAAUUCGAGUUUCUUUGAACUGUCGGAAGAAGGGAAAAGACUAAAUGGGAAGAAGAUGGAGCUCAUGGAAGGAACAGAAUUACAAGAAUACAUCAUAGGCGAUGCAGGGUUUCCACUAAUGCCGUGGUUGCUUAUACCUUAUCAAGAAGCAAAAAAGGAUCACGAGGUUGAGUUUAACAAGCGACAUUCUGCAACAACAUCAGUAGCGCAGAUUGCAUUGGCAAGACUGAAGGAAACGUGGAGGAUUAUUCAUGGGGCUAUGUGGAUGCCUGACAAAAACAGGUUGCCAAGAAUAAUAUUUGUAUGCUGCUUGCUACACAAUAUUAUUAUCGACAUGGAGGAUAAGGUGUUCAAUGAGAUGCCUGUUUCUCUUAUUCAUGACAAGGAUUAUCGGCAACAAGUUUGUGAAUCUGCCUCCAGUACGGGCACUGAAAUGAGAGAGAAGCUUUCUCUGUACUUAUCUGGACCUCCAAGUAGCAUAGUUCCUAGAGACACAGAGGUAGUGAAGAGUCCAGAGAUGCCCUUUAGUAAAAGCUCAUUGAUCUGGCAGGACAUCGAAUCCAUUGAAAUAUUCCGAUUUUUGCCUCAGAAACCGCAUUUUAGUCCUUUGAUUGAAAUCGACGAGGCAAGCCGCGAAGGGCUCGCUAUGCGCCAUAUGAUGACCUUCGUCACGGUGGUAGACAAGACUAAGAGGUUACGAAUAGACGAUUCGAGGAUCGAUUUCCAAAGCCAUCUGGGAAUUCUUAGUAACCUGGAAUCGAUGGGAUUUGAUGUUAAGGCAGUAUCGCGGCGCCUCCUAUUGUUGCUGGAAGUAAGAGAUGCGUAUGAGCGGCUCAAGACAAAUAAUAACGAAAUGGCUCCAUCAGAAAAAGCUAUCAAUGAAACGGACUGUUCGACGAUCGCGUCAGGAGAGAAACAGGCAAUUGAGGUGACAACUGCGAUAAAAGCUGGACCCGUAACAAAUUCAGACAAUUUAAAGCAGCAGUUUGAAAGGAUAGCUUGUGCACCUUGGACUGCGAUAAAAGCUGAACCCGUAACGAAUUCAGACAAUUUAAAGCAGCAGUUUGAAAGGGUAGCUAGUGAACCUUGGAAACCGAAAUAAUAUGUAAGAAAAGAGAUGGAGAUGAACUUUGAGAACUGCUCAUUCUGUAUUAUUUAUGAAAAUUUAAAGAACAUUCAUUUAGA